AUGCCACCCGGUUAAUUGUAAGCUAAUAUCUGAUAUUUUAUAGGCAGAAGAACAAAUAAUAAUAAAAAAAUGUGUUGACUCCUUAAAAAUUGGAAUUGUUACAGGAGAAUCGUAAAUUACUUAGUCACAUAUUCAAUAUCGGAAAUUUGCAUGCGCAACACAAUCUCCACAGAGCUAUGCUUAGGUAUUUUUUUCUUUAAUAAUUCGAAUAGAAUGAGAGCGGCGAUGAUCGAGAAAAAAAUAGAUGUCUCUAGGAUAUCCAAAAAAAUUAAAGGAAAGAUUGUGUCUUAGCUAUUGAGAUAUGAAAGUCAUACCUCUCUCCAUGAGGCAUUUUUGAGGUAUAAUCAUAAAUUAUCAGUAAGAUGGAAAAUACGAGCCGAUCCUGAAAUCGUUAAGAAAGCUGUUGAUUAAAUUCUUCUCAACUCUAGAUUAAAUGAAUUCAAUGCCUUUCACAAGUUGAAAAAUCUCUUAGGGUAUAAAAUUUAUAUUGAAUUUUAGUUAAAAAGAUCUUCAAAAAAAAAUGAAUGCUAAAAAAAGAAAAAAUAUGUGUUUAAUGAAUUUGGCACUUUUCCUAUAAAAGAAAGACUUUUAAUUAAAAACUGCAGCAGUAGCUGCUUUGAAACCAAAAAAUUAAGACUCUGACAAAAUGUUGGGUUUGCUUUUAUGGAGCAUCAGUUCUAAACAUAGAGAGAGAUAUUUAAGAGAGAAAUUCAAUUGGUGGAGACUUUAUUCUAAGGUAAAAUCAGAUAAAUUGUAAAAAUAAUUGAAAGCUCUUGAAAGAUUAGGAGAUGAAUACAAUAUGAGAAAUGAUAGACUAGAUAGAUAAAGAUUGAAAGAGGUAUGAAAUAUUUUAGAUUAUAAUUAGGCUUUUGAAAAAUGGAGAGGUGAUUUAAUGAAUUUUAGACUCAAAAAAAAGUUUUUCUCUGUACUGUUAAAAACUACAUUUGGCAGAUUAUAGAGAUGCUAUACAAGAUGGGUUGAUUUGCCUGAUAAAAGAGAAAAUGACAUGAAAAAGUAAGGCAUGUUAUUGAUAACUAAAUUAACAAAUAAAGCAGAUUAGAAUAAACGAUUGGUUUGGAAUUCCUUUAAGGCUAUUGACGAUGAUGCUAAAAAUAAGAAGACAAAAGUUAUAAGAGAAUUAAUUGAAGUUACUUUUAAUCAAUCAUAUACAGCCUUCUAUAAAUGGGCAAAUUAUAAUACCUAUGCCAAAUUAACUGAAACAAACUUAAGAAAAAUUAAAGCUCUAUAAGCUAGUGCUAAUGUAACUUAAUAAUUAGUAAAAUUUGAAACUUUUAAAUUAUUUGGAUUGAGUAAAAAGGCUGAAAUAUGUUAAUUUCUAAAUAAGUUGAUCUUAAAAAUUUAAUAGAGAUAAAAAAUGGAUGCUUUGAGAUAAAUUGAAAACGUAUCUAUGUAAAAAAAAAUGUAAGAGAAAUUAGAUAACAUAAACAAACAAGAAAUUAUCUCUAGAUUAGGGGAUACAGCAAAUAAAACAGAAAAAGGUUUGUUAAGAUAAGUGUUAAGAAAAUUUGCAAUAAUGAGAGAAUAAUAGGAAAUUAAAAAUAAAUACUUUGGUAGAAUUAUUUUAACUACAAGUGGAAUGGCUAUGGAUGCUUUUCGUAGGUGGAAAUAGUUGCCUGAUCCAUCUAAUUAAUAAAUGCUACAAAAUGUUUCAAAAUUCUAGUUAAGACUCCAAUUUCUCUUUAAACAAAGAGUAAAACAAUCAUUUGAUCCUUUAAAAGAAGUUUAUUAUUAAGGUAUCUAAUCUAAAAGACUGUGUAUUAAAUAAAUGUUAGUCAAAUAAUUAAGUGCUCCAUAAAGAUUUCUACGUCAAUGGUAAUCUAUGAAUAAAAUUUAUAAAUCUGUAAUAGCUUGUUAAAAAACCAAUAACUUUUUUGAUUCAUUAUAGGAUGUGCUAAAAAGUAAUAUUAAAUCCUUUUUAUACACAAGAAAAGACGCAGAAGCUAAGGAAAGAUGCUUGGUUAAAUUAAUGUCUUCAUUUACAAAUAAUUUGAUGAUAGCAUUCUUAAAAUGGAAAAAUUAUAAUAAAUAAUAAAAAAUAUCAGAACAAUUGGGAGAUGAGAAAAAAAAGUUUAUGUUAAUCAAUCUGUAGAGAUUCAUAAAAAAUGAUAACUUAAAUAGAUUAAGAAGAAUUCUCAGACUCUUUUAUAAUGAAUAACAAGUAAAUUAGAUGAUAAAGAAAAUUCAUUUAAGAGUUCUUCAAACUUAAAUAGGAUAAGUAGAAUCAUCAUUUUUAAAAUGGAAAUCCUUACCUGGAGAUGAUGCAUUGAAAAAUUAAGCUAAAGUAAGUAAAUUUGCUAUUUCACUUGGUAAAAUUGCUUAUAGAUUUGUAAAAUUGAAUUCUUGGGAUUAAUUAGAAAAUAACUUAUUAGAUGGAUAAGCUAAAAAGAAAUUUUGCAUCAAUAAAAUGAUUGCUAUUACACAAAGUGAUUUGAAAAAAGCAUUUUUAUUAUGGCAUCGAAAAGCCUGGGAAAUGAAAAUGUUUGAUAAGUUUUCAUAACUAAAUGUUACCCUAAAUGAUUAAAUUGUCAAGCAAAAAUUAAUUGGAUGGAUAAACGCAGGAUCAAAAGUUAAAUUUUUUGCUCUAACAGAAGUUUUGAGAAGAUUUAAUUAAAAUGCAAUAGAAAAUAAUCUCAAAAGAAAAGCUCUUGCUAUAAUAAGCAGAAAUACAAUUUCUUAGGUUUGGCUAUCAUUCAAUAGAUGGAAGUAAUUGCCUGAAGAUAAUAAUGAUAUUAGGGCUAAAGUAAGUAUUUUUGAAAAAUCUAUGAGUAAAUUUGUAAUUCAUAUUUGGAAGAAACACACUUGGAAUCCUUUAUAAGAAGUUUAUGAUGACGGUUUGGCAAUUAAAAAAAGAGCAGUAUUGUUAAUGAUAAAGACUUAAGAAUCAGAAUAAUAAAGAACCCUCGAUUAAUGGAAUAAAAAUGUUUCAUUAAUUAAAGAAGUAGAGAGAUGCAAAGUUGUUAUAAGCUUAUUUGGAUUUUUAGGAUCACAUAUCAAGAAUAAUAUCGCUCCAUUAAAACCUGAUGAAGAAUCAUAAAAGAAAGAAAAGGCAUUGCUUAGACUUAUUGGAAACUUUGAUAGUAAUUUAAGAUAUUUCUUCAUGAAAUGGUAUAAUGAUGGAAAAUUAGAAAAAUUAUAAGGGGCAAUGACUGAUGAGAAAAAGAAAUUGCUAUUGGAAGCCAUUAAUAAUUUCUCUAAGAAUAAUGACUAUGCAAGAUUGAGAGCCAUUCUCGCUAAAUUCAGAAGAAAUUCAAGCAUUACUGCAGUUCAAGAUAGAUUCUUUGCUAAAUUGUUUGCAACUUAAUUCGGAGGUGCUAUUAUGGCAUUCUAAAAAUGGAAAAACUUACCUGAACCAGUCAAUACUGAAUAAUUAAAGAAUGCAAGAAAAUUCGAAAGAACUUUAGACAUACUUUUCCACACUCACUUAAAAGUCUCAUUUGAUCCAUUGAAAGAAGAUUAUAUGGAUGCUUUAAACAUUAAAAGAAUGUGUUUAAGAAAAUUAUUUGAAAAGAGUAUGAGUGCUCAUAAAAGAUUAUUUUUACUUUGGGCUCAAUAAAAUAGAUAAGCUAAAUAAAUUGAAGUUUGUAGAUUGACUACAGCAUUAUUUGUGGGAUUAGCUUAAAUCGUAACUGCUAACGUUCAACCAAUAAUGUAAAAUCCACGUGAAGCCUAAGCCAAAGAAAAAGCUUUACAUUUAAUAUUCUAAGGUCAAGCAGAAAAUUUAAGUAGAGCAUUCUUUUUGUGGAGAAAUAGAGCCCAAUAAGAAAGAAUGAAUUAAAACUUCGAAGAUGCUUUAACAGUUGAGAAGAAAAAAUAAUUGACUGAAUAAUUAGUCUAAUUUGAAAAUGGAAAUAAAUUUGCAUUAUAUAGAUAAAUUUUAGCUAAAUUCUCUUUAGCCCAUAAAAAGGAGAAAUUGAUUCUUUAAAUUAAUGCAAGAAUAUUAAGAACCCAAAUUGGAGCUGUUUGGGAUACAUUUAAUAAAUGGAAAAAUAUUCCUGAGGCUAAUGCUGAAGAGUUAAUUAAAGCAAGUAAGUUUGAAGCCUAAUUAAAUAAAUUUGCCCUUCAUAUUUGGAGGAAAAGAACUUGGAAUCCACUUUAAGAAGUUUAUGAUGAUGCACAAGCUUUGAAAAAGAGAGCAAUCAUAUUGAUGAUCAAGACAUAAGAAUCUGAAUAAUAAAGAGUAUUGGAUUAAUGGAAUAAGAAUGUUGGUUUAAUUAAAGAAGUAGAAAGAUGCAAAUGUGUCAUUGGUUUGUUUGGAUUUAUAGGCUCACAUAUCAAGAAUAAUAUCGCUCCAUUAAAACCUGAUGAAGAAUCAUAAAAGAAAGAAAAGGCAUUGCUUAGACUUAUUGGAAACUUUGAUAGUAAUUUAAGAUAUUUCUUCAUGAAAUGGUAUAAUGAUGGAAAAUUAGAAAAAUUAUAAGGGGCAAUGACUGAUGAGAAAAAGAAAUUGCUAUUGGAAGCCAUUAAUAAUUUCUCUAAGAAUAAUGACUAUGCAAGAUUGAGAGCCAUUCUCGCUAAAUUCAGAAGAAAUUCAAGCAUUACUGCAGUUCAAGAUAGAUUCUUUGCUAAAUUGUUUGCAACUUAAUUCGGAGGUGCUAUUAUGGCAUUCUAAAAAUGGAAAAACUUACCUGAACCAGUCAAUACUGAAUAAUUAAAGAAUGCAAGAAAAUUCGAAAGAACUUUAGACAUACUUUUCCACACUCACUUAAAAGUCUCAUUUGAUCCAUUGAAAGAAGAUUAUAUGGAUGCUUUAAACAUUAAAAGAAUGUGUUUAAGAAAAUUAUUUGAAAAGAGUAUGAGUGCUCAUAAAAGAUUAUUUUUACUUUGGGCUCAAUAAAAUAGAUAAGCUAAAUAAAUUGAAGUUUGUAGAUUGACUACAGCAUUAUUUGUGGGAUUAGCUUAAAUCGUAACUGCUAACGUUCAACCAAUAAUGUAAAAUCCACGUGAAGCCUAAGCCAAAGAAAAAGCUUUACAUUUAAUAUUCUAAGGUCAAGCAGAAAAUUUAAGUAGAGCAUUCUUUUUGUGGAGAAAUAGAGCCCAAUAAGAAAGAAUGAAUUAAAACUUCGAAGAUGCUUUAACAGUUGAGAAGAAAAAAUAAUUGACUGAAUAAUUAGUCUAAUUUGAAAAUGGAAAUAAAUUUGCAUUAUAUAGAUAAAUUUUAGCUAAAUUCUCUUUAGCCCAUAAAAAGGAGAAAUUGAUUCUUUAAAUUAAUGCAAGAAUAUUAAGAACCCAAAUUGGAGCUGUUUGGGAUACAUUUAAUAAAUGGAAAAAUAUUCCUGAGGCUAAUGCUGAAGAGUUAAUUAAAGCAAGUAAGUUUGAAGCCUAAUUAAAUAAAUUUGCCCUUCAUAUUUGGAGGAAAAGAACUUGGAAUCCACUUUAAGAAGUUUAUGAUGAUGCACAAGCUUUGAAAAAGAGAGCAAUCAUAUUGAUGAUCAAGACAUAAGAAUCUGAAUAAUAAAGAGUAUUGGAUUAAUGGAAUAAGAAUGUUGGUUUAAUUAAAGAAGUAGAAAGAUGCAAAUGUGUCAUUGGUUUGUUUGGAUUUAUAGGCUCACAUAUCAAGAAUAAUAUCGCUCCAUUAAAACCUGAUGAAGAAUCAUAAAAGAAAGAAAAGGCAUUGCUUAGACUUAUUGGAAACUUUGAUAGUAAUUUAAGAUAUUUCUUCAUGAAAUGGUAUAAUGAUGGAAAAUUAGAAAAAUUAUAAGGGGCAAUGACUGAUGAGAAAAAGAAAUUGCUAUUGGAAGCCAUUAAUAAUUUCUCUAAGAAUAAUGACUAUGCAAGAUUGAGAGCCAUUCUCGCUAAAUUCAGAAGAAAUUCAAGCAUUACUGCAGUUCAAGAUAGAUUCUUUGCUAAAUUGUUUGCAACUUAAUUCGGAGGUGCUAUUAUGGCAUUCUAAAAAUGGAAAAACUUACCUGAACCAGUCAAUACUGAAUAAUUAAAGAAUGCAAGAAAAUUCGAAAGAACUUUAGACAUACUUUUCCACACUCACUUAAAAGUCUCAUUUGAUCCAUUGAAAGAAGAUUAUAUGGAUGCUUUAAACAUUAAAAGAAUGUGUUUAAGAAAAUUAUUUGAAAAGAGUAUGAGUGCUCAUAAAAGAUUAUUUUUACUUUGGGCUCAAUAAAAUAGAUAAGCUAAAUAAAUUGAAGUUUGUAGAUUGACUACAGCAUUAUUUGUGGGAUUAGCUUAAAUCGUAACUGCUAACGUUCAACCAAUAAUGUAAAAUCCACGUGAAGCCUAAGCCAAAGAAAAAGCUUUACAUUUAAUAUUCUAAGGUCAAGCAGAAAAUUUAAGUAGAGCAUUCUUUUUGUGGAGAAAUAGAGCCCAAUAAGAAAGAAUGAAUUAAAACUUCGAAGAUGCUUUAACAGUUGAGAAGAAAAAAUAAUUGACUGAAUAAUUAGUCUAAUUUGAAAAUGGAAAUAAAUUUGCAUUAUAUAGAUAAAUUUUAGCUAAAUUCUCUUUAGCCCAUAAAAAGGAGAAAUUGAUUCUUUAAAUUAAUGCAAGAAUAUUAAGAACCCAAAUUGGAGCUGUUUGGGAUACAUUUAAUAAAUGGAAAAAUAUUCCUGAGGCUAAUGCUGAAGAGUUAAUUAAAGCAAGUAAGUUUGAAGCCUAAUUAAAUAAAUUUGCCCUUCAUAUUUGGAGGAAAAGAACUUGGAAUCCACUUUAAGAAGUUUAUGAUGAUGCACAAGCUUUGAAAAAGAGAGCAAUCAUAUUGAUGAUCAAGACAUAAGAAUCUGAAUAAUAAAGAGUAUUGGAUUAAUGGAAUAAGAAUGUUGGUUUAAUUAAAGAAGUAGAAAGAUGCAAAUGUGUCAUUGGUUUGUUUGGAUUUAUAGGCUCACAUAUCAAGAAUAAUAUCGCUCCAUUAAAACCUGAUGAAGAAUCAUAAAAGAAAGAAAAGGCAUUGCUUAGACUUAUUGGAAACUUUGAUAGUAAUUUAAGAUAUUUCUUCAUGAAAUGGUAUAAUGAUGGAAAAUUAGAAAAAUUAUAAGGGGCAAUGACUGAUGAGAAAAAGAAAUUGCUAUUGGAAGCCAUUAAUAAUUUCUCUAAGAAUAAUGACUAUGCAAGAUUGAGAGCCAUUCUCGCUAAAUUCAGAAGAAAUUCAAGCAUUACUGCAGUUCAAGAUAGAUUCUUUGCUAAAUUGUUUGCAACUUAAUUCGGAGGUGCUAUUAUGGCAUUCUAAAAAUGGAAAAACUUACCUGAACCAGUCAAUACUGAAUAAUUAAAGAAUGCAAGAAAAUUCGAAAGAACUUUAGACAUACUUUUCCACACUCACUUAAAAGUCUCAUUUGAUCCAUUGAAAGAAGAUUAUAUGGAUGCUUUAAACAUUAAAAGAAUGUGUUUAAGAAAAUUAUUUGAAAAGAGUAUGAGUGCUCAUAAAAGAUUAUUUUUACUUUGGGCUCAAUAAAAUAGAUAAGCUAAAUAAAUUGAAGUUUGUAGAUUGACUACAGCAUUAUUUGUGGGAUUAGCUUAAAUCGUAACUGCUAACGUUCAACCAAUAAUGUAAAAUCCACGUGAAGCCUAAGCCAAAGAAAAAGCUUUACAUUUAAUAUUCUAAGGUCAAGCAGAAAAUUUAAGUAGAGCAUUCUUUUUGUGGAGAAAUAGAGCCCAAUAAGAAAGAAUGAAUUAAAACUUCGAAGAUGCUUUAACAGUUGAGAAGAAAAAAUAAUUGACUGAAUAAUUAGUCUAAUUUGAAAAUGGAAAUAAAUUUGCAUUAUAUAGAUAAAUUUUAGCUAAAUUCUCUUUAGCCCAUAAAAAGGAGAAAUUGAUUCUUUAAAUUAAUGCAAGAAUAUUAAGAACCCAAAUUGGAGCUGUUUGGGAUACAUUUAAUAAAUGGAAAAAUAUUCCUGAGGCUAAUGCUGAAGAGUUAAUUAAAGCAAGUAAGUUUGAAGCCUAAUUAAAUAAAUUUGCCCUUCAUAUUUGGAGGAAAAGAACUUGGAAUCCACUUUAAGAAGUUUAUGAUGAUGCACAAGCUUUGAAAAAGAGAGCAAUCAUAUUGAUGAUCAAGACAUAAGAAUCUGAAUAAUAAAGAGUAUUGGAUUAAUGGAAUAAGAAUGUUGGUUUAAUUAAAGAAGUAGAAAGAUGCAAAUGUGUCAUUGGUUUGUUUGGAUUUAUAGGCUCACAUAUCAAGAAUAAUAUCGCUCCAUUAAAACCUGAUGAAGAAUCAUAAAAGAAAGAAAAGGCAUUGCUUAGACUUAUUGGAAACUUUGAUAGUAAUUUAAGAUAUUUCUUCAUGAAAUGGUAUAAUGAUGGAAAAUUAGAAAAAUUAUAAGGGGCAAUGACUGAUGAGAAAAAGAAAUUGCUAUUGGAAGCCAUUAAUAAUUUCUCUAAGAAUAAUGACUAUGCAAGAUUGAGAGCCAUUCUCGCUAAAUUCAGAAGAAAUUCAAGCAUUACUGCAGUUCAAGAUAGAUUCUUUGCUAAAUUGUUUGCAACUUAAUUCGGAGGUGCUAUUAAGGCAUUCUAAAAAUGGAAAAACUUACCUGAACCAGUCAAUACUGAAUAAAUGAAGAAUGCAAGAAAAUUUGAAAGAACAUUAGAUUUACUUUUUAGAGGUCGAGUAAAAUCAUCAUUUGAACCAUUAAAGGAUGUUUUCUAAGAAGGUAAUAGCAAAAAAUUAUUUUGUUUAAGAAAAUUAAUGACUCUUGCUAUGGGUUAAAAUAAACGAUUAUUCUUAUAUUGGAGAGAUAUAAAUAGAUUACAUAAGUCAAUAGAAACAUGCAAACAUACCACCAAUUUAUUCUAGACGCUUGCCUUCACAUUGGCAGGGCAUAUAUAGACUAUAUUUAAACCAAAUAAAUAAUAAGAAAGUGUUUUGAAUAAAAUGUUAAUGAACUAUAAUAAUGUUUUAAGAUGGGCUUUUGUUCAUUGGAAUAAUUCAGCUAAAUAAGCUAAGAUUUAAACUUAACUUGAUGAUGAAAAGAAAAGAUUGUUGCUAUUUGCCCUCCAUAGAAAUUUAAGAACAAAUGAUUAAGGCAAAUUGCGAGACGUUUUGAGAAAGUUUUCAAAGGAAAGAUAGAAGCAAGCUUUAAUAAAGAAAUUACAAAUAUAAUUAUUGCACACAUUUGUAGGGUAGAUAGAAGUUUCCUUCUAAAAAUGGAAAGCUCUACCAGAAACUAAGGAAUUAGAGCAAAUGAAGGCAAGCAUAUUUGAAAAAUCACUUAAUAGAUUCAAAAUUCAAAUGGUUAGAAAGACAACAUACCAUUAAUUAUAUAAUAUUUAUUUAGAUGGAUAAGCAAAAUAAAAAUAUGCUAUAAAUAAAAUGUUGUAUAAUUGUAUGAGUGCUUAAAAGAAAGCAUUCUUGAAAUGGUAUAAAAUUGUUGAAUUCAGCAGAGCAGCAGAAGCAUUCGAUAUUUCAGAUAAGAAGAAACUUGCAAUCUAAUUAUUCUACUAACACAAAAUGAACUAAUUAAAUGUAGCUUUUGUAGAAUGGAAACGUUUAUCAUCAAAUUUAACAAAUAGAAAAGAAACCGCUUAAGAAAGAGAGAUUAGAUUAAAAAGAGAGGCGAUUCUUUUAUUCCAAAACUUUGCUUAAAUAAAAUUAAGAAUAUAUUUCCAGAGAUGGAACAUUAGAGCUGUUAAGAAGAAUAUGAUUUCAGUAUUUAAUGCAAUUUAAAAACUACUUUUAUUCAAUAUGAAACAAGAUAGAGAAUUAAUGAAAGAAGCAUUAGAUAUUUGGAGAGGACCAAAACUUUAAAAUCAAUGGUUCUAGAGAGUAGCCGAAAUGAUAGCAAAGAACACAAGAAUUACUCCAUAAAUAGCCUUUUGGAGAAUGAGAGAUAAUGCAACCACAUAAAAAGCUGUCAGCUUGAAUACUUUGUAAAUAGUAAAAUGCAAGAAGUUGAUAAAUAAUUUGUUGAAGGCAUACGAUAGAGUGAGAUAAAGAGCAUUUACGAAUAUAGAACACUUUGGAAGAGGAAUAACUGAUGCAAGUUCAUUCUAACCAUCACAUUCAAGUUUCUUAUAAUAGACCCCUGUUCGAGAUUCCUAGUAGAAAUCCUAAAUGGAAUCAAUUAUAUUAAAACAUAGUUAAUAGGUAGCUCUUAGUACUUUGUAAAGAGUUUUCCGUAGACAUUUGAAAUUUAGAUUUACUGAAUUAGUUUUAAUUGCAUCCCAAUGUUAGAAAUUAGGUGAAUAAAUGUUGAAGAGUUCAAUUUAACCAACUCAGUACAAAUUUAUUCAUAAAAAAAUGGCAGCUGAAAAAUUAAUUGGUGUAAUGGAAAGAAAUCUUUAAUUAAAAGAAUUAAUAUUUUUCAAUUCAAUCGCUAAUGUAAUUAUUUUAUAUAUUUUAGUAAUCCGAUCCAGAUUUGCUAAAAAGAAUGAACGAAUUAAUUGAAGAAAAUAGUAGAUUAAGAGACUAAGCAACUAAUGAUGAGACUAUUAAUUCUAAAGAUUAAUAAAUCUCGGAAUAGCAAAGAUUAAUUCAAGAUUUAAACACCAGACUUGAUAGAAUGAGAGGUUAAAGGUAUUUAAAUCGUAAUAUAUUAAUAGAAUAAUGAAAUCUUUAGAAGAAUAUUAAGAUCAUUUAGUUGAAGAUGGUUUCUUUGCUAUAUAAGAGCAUCAAAAAGAAUGAGUAUUCUUUGAACAAUAUAUUAAAUUUACAAUAAAAUAACAAUAAUCUUCAA
Paramecium primaurelia is the source of this 10631-nucleotide messenger RNA. The record is from the annotation of a GenBank genome assembly. NCBI's taxonomy places the organism in Eukaryota, Ciliophora, Oligohymenophorea, Peniculida, Parameciidae.